Molecule: messenger RNA, 3924 nt
Organism: Trichoplax adhaerens
Lineage: Eukaryota; Metazoa; Placozoa; Uniplacotomia; Trichoplacea; Trichoplacidae
Exons: 1
Coding region: 1-3924 (1307 amino acids)
Molecular function (GO): protein binding
Source: RefSeq, a predicted model, not a curated record
AUGGAAAACCAAUCCGUCAAGUUUGUUAUCCCUCAAGAAAUAAGAUCUCUAUACGAGCGGGGUGAAGAGAGUGAUCAAUCGGGCAACUAUAAUGAAGCAAUAACUUACUACAAACAAGCCUUGGAUAAAAUUGAAACGAUAUCCAGAAGUCAUGUCGAUCUUGAUCGACUUCAAUGUGAUAUUUAUAUUCAUAUGAGCGAUAUCUAUAAACAACAAAGUGACUGGGUAGAAGCAGAGAGAUUGAAUGAAAAAAUAGGAGAAGUAGGUGAAAAGCUACAAGAAGAUAUGAUCAUUGCUCGAUCUUUAGAUAGACAAGGCGCAAUUAAACGGUCACAAAGGGAUUGGAAUGGAGCAUUGAAUUAUUAUAUGAAAUCACUAGAUAUAAAAUUAAAAGGUUUUGGUGAGAAAGAUUUAGUCAUAAGUCAUUCAUACGAAAAUAUAGGAGCUAUUUAUGAAGCUAAAAGUAAAUAUGAUAAGGCUCAUUCGAUGUAUGAGAAAUCACUACAUAUUAAAUUAUCAGCCCUAAGUAACUAUAAUUCUGACACUGCUAUAUCUUAUUACAACCUGGGAAAUGUGCUUCGGAAGCUAAAAAGGCAUGAAGAGGCUAUAACUAUGUAUGAGAAGUCACUUAAAAUUCAAAAAUCAGUCCUUGGUCAUAAUCAUCUCGAUGUUGCCAAUUCUUAUAAUAACCUAGGAAAUGUCUAUAGUGAGCAGGGUAAACAUGAAGAAGCCAUUACUAUGCAUGAGAAGUCACUUAAAAUUCGAACUUCCGUCUUCGAUAACAAUCAUCCCGAUGUUGCCAAAUCAUAUAACAGCUUAGGAAUUGUCUUUAAUGAGCAAGGCAAGUAUGAAGAGGCCAAUUCUAUGCAUGAGAAAGCACUUAAAAUUCGAUUAUCAACACUUGAUCACAAUCAUCCAGAUGUUGCCGAAUCAUAUAACAGCAUGGGAAAUGUUUUUUAUGAUCAGGGCAAGAUUGAAGAUGCUAUUUCUAUGUAUGAGAAGUCACUCGAAAUUCGUUUAUUGGUCUUUGGUCAAAAUCAUGCUGAUGUUGCACACUCUCUGAAUAACAUAGGAAGUGUUUAUUUCAAUCGGAAUCAAUACGAAGAAGCUAUAUCAACAUUUGAAAAGGCACUCAAAAUUCGAUUAUCAGUCCUUGGUCACAAUCAUUCCGAUGUUGCUGCAUCCUAUCACAACAUGGGAGCUGUGUAUUCUAAUCAGGGGAAGUAUGAGAAAGCUAUUUCCCAGUAUGAUAAAGCACUCAAAAUUCAAUUAUCAGUGCUCGGUCAUAAUCAUCUCGAUGUUGCUGUAUCGUAUAACAGCCUGGGAAGUGUCUACUCCAAUUUGGGAAGGUAUGACGAGGCUAUUUCCAAGCACGAACAAUCACUUAAAAUCCGAUUGUCAGUUCUUGGUUCCAAUCAUAUCCAUGUUGCUCAAUCCUAUGUCAACAUUGGAAAUGAGUAUACGAAUCAGGGCAAGUAUGAAGAAGCUAUUAUAAUAUUGGAAAAGUCAAUUGAAAUUUUUCUAUCAAACUUGAAUUAUUUUGGGAUUGCUGCAUCAUAUUUCUCUAUAGGACAUGCAUAUACAUUUCAUGGCGAUUAUGACAAAGCCAUAAUUGCACAUAAAAAGGCACUCGAAAUUCGAUUAUCGGUUUUUGGUUAUAAUCAUUUCAAAGUUGCUUCUUCACAUAUGGGUAUUGCAAAUGUUCAUUAUUUUCAGAGCAAGUAUACUGAGGCUCUUUCUGAGUAUAAAAAGGCACUUGAAAUUCUAUUAUUGAUCUUUGGUCGCAAUCAUCCUGAUAUUGCCACGAUAUAUAGCAACAUGGGAAAUGUCUAUAGCGAUCUGAAAAACGAAGAAGUGGGUAUUUCUAUGUAUAAGAAGGCACUCGAAAUUAGAUUAUCAUUUUUCGGUCCUAAACAUCCUGUUGUUAGUCAAUCAUAUAACAAUCUGGCAACUUUGCUAUCUCAUCUAGGCAAGCUUGACGAGGCUAUUUCAAUGCACGAAAAAGCACUUGAAAUUCAAUUAGCACUUCUGGAUGCGAAUCAUUCCGAUAUUGCCUCAUCAUAUUACAACAUUGGAAUUAUCAAUAAAAUGCAGGAUAAAUAUGAAGAAGCCAUUUCUAUGUUUGAGAAAGCACUUAAAAUUCAAUUAUCAGCCCUUGGUCGUAAUCAUCCCGAAACUGCUAAAUCAUAUUUUUACGUAGCAGAGGCCUAUUCAAAACUGAAUAAGUACGAAGAAGCCAUGUUAAUGUUUAAAAAAUCACUGGAAAUUCAAGUAUCAGUCCUUGGUCCCAAUCAUCCAAAUGUUAGUGCAGUAUAUGAUCGUAUAGCAUCUAUCUACGAUGAUCAGGGCAAUUAUAAAGAGGCUUUGUCUAGUUACAACAAGGCGCUCGAAAUUUCAAUUUCUGUUUUUGGUCAUGAUGAUCAUCAUGUUGCUGUAGUGUAUAACAACAUGGGUUCUACCUACAGCAGUCAAGGUAAAUAUGAAAUGGCCAUUUCUAUGUUUGAGAAGGCACACAAAAUUAAACUUUCAGUCCAUGGUGAAAAUCAUCCAGAUGCAGCUGGAUCAGGAAGCAAUAUAGCAACUAUCUAUUAUAAACAGGGCAAAUUUGAAGAGGCUAUCAGCAUGUAUAAGAAAUCAUUAGAAAUUCUAUUAUCAAUCUAUGGCCAGAAUCAUUCCGAAAUUGCUGGAUUAUAUAACCGAAUCGGAGUUGUCUAUAUGGAUCAGGGUAAGUAUGAAGAGGCUAUUUCUAUGUAUGAGAAAUCACUCAAAAUUCUAUUAUCAGUCUACGGCCACAAUCAUUGCAAAGUAGCUACAUCAUAUAACAACUUGGCAGGUAUAUAUUGUCUUCAAGGCAAGCAUACAGAGGCUAUUUCUAUGUUUAAGAAGUCGUUCGACAUUAGCCUAUCAAAAUUUGGCUUCAAUAAUCCCGCUAUUGCGUUAUUGUAUAACAACAUGGCAGCUACCUAUGCUGAUCAUGGUAAAGAUGAAUUGGCAAUUUCUAUGUUAGAGAAAUCGCUCGAAAUUAAAUUAUCAACUCUUGAUCACAAUCAUCCUGAUAUUGCUUUAUCCUAUAGCAACAUGGGAUUGAUGUAUCGUCAUCGCCGUCAGUAUGUAAAAGCUAUUUCUAUGUUUCAAAAGUCGUUAGAAAUUCAAUUAUUAGUCUAUGGUUGUAAUCAUUCCAAUGUUGCUAAUUCAUAUCGCCAGAUAGGAGAUAUCUAUAAUAAUCAGAAAAAGUAUAAAGAAGCAAUUUCUAUGUAUGAGAAGUCACUGAAAAUUCAAUUAUCGGUCAAUGAUGACAAUUAUCCCGAUGUAGCUAUAUUAUAUUUCAGCAUAGGAAAUGUCUAUUGUAACCAGGGCAGAUAUGAAGAGGCAAUUUCCAUGUAUGAUAAGUCGCUUAAAAUAAUGCUAUUAGUCUUUGGUGAGAAUCAUCCUGAUAUAACUGACUUGUAUGACAACAUGGGAAGUACAUAUCGAUAUCAAGGCAAGUAUGAAGAGGCUCUUUCUGUGUAUCAGAAAUCACUCAAAAUUCGAUUAUUAGUCCAUGAUCACCAUCACCCUAAAGUUGCUAGUUCGUAUGCUCUCAUAGGAAGUCUCUACAAAGAUCAGGAUAAGUACGAAGAAGCUAUUUCUAUGUAUAAUAGAUCACUUGAAAUUCGAUUACUAGUCCUUGAUCACGGUCAUCCCGAUAUCGGUGAAUUAUAUGGCCUAAUUGGAGGUGUUUAUUUGGAUCAGGGCAGGCAUGAAGAAGGCAUUUCGAUGAUUGAGAAAUCACUUGUAAUUUUAUCAACAGACUUUGAACAUGAGCAUCCACAUAUUGCACAGCUAUAUGAAAAUCAAGAAAAUAUCUCUAUCGAUCAAAGCAAGCAAGAAAUUCGAUCUUUGCUAGAGCAAUUACGCAAAUUUACAUUAUCACAAGUUGAUUGA